AGGAAUUAGAAAAUCAUUAUCAUCAAAUUAAAAAUAUAAUACCAGAUUUUAAUACACUGGAAGGAAUAACAAAUUUUUAUAAUAAAUGUAGUUCAAUAGAAAUUUGGUUAAAUAAUAUAGGAGAUAAUUUUUUGAAAAACCAUACUGAUAUGGGAAGUAAUUUUACCACUGCUACAAUAUUUGUUGAUUUACACAAACAAUUUCAUGCAGAUGUUAAGAUGAAAAGUAAAGAUAUUGAAGCUUUAAUAGAUUCUUGUUCAACUGUAAUGACAAUAAGCAAAAAAGCGCUAAAUGAAAUACAAAAAAAAGAUGAAAUUCAUCAACGUUGGCGAAAACUCUGUAAUAUGAUAGAGAAAAGAAUAUAUCUUUCAGAAUCUUAUGUUUUAUUUCAUCAGAAUUAUAAAGAGAUUUAUGAAAAUAUUGUAAAUGUUGAAAAAUUAUUUAAACAAGCAAGAGAUAAAUCAUCUGUAUCUGAAGACAUAGAAAGGAAAAGGAUUUCUUUAGAGUGUGAUAUUAAUAAUAUUAGACAUUCUGGAACUGCAUUUAUUGAAGCUGCUUAUAAGUUAGAGGAUCCAUAUUUAGAUACGAAAUCUGCCAUUUCAUGUGUUGAAAGAUUAUUAAAAAAUCUUAAGAAUCAUUAUGAUGAUAUGAAUACUAUUUGGACAGCUUGGAAAUCACAACUUGCAGAAAAGGAUAGACAAAUAUGGGAACAGUUCUGUAGAGAUGUUGAAAUGACAACUGAAAAUGUACAUAGACUUGAAGGAAAUUUAUUCCCAAUUUUGUCACGUGAUAUGGAUCAAGUUGGUAUUGUAGUAGAAUAUUUGAAACGUUGUUCUGAUGAUACUGCUCCAAAAAUAAAGCAAAUUCAGUCAGAAGUAGAAGCAUAUUUUAAAAGAUCAGAUUUCAUAUCACCAUCAUCAACUCUAAAGGAAGAAGAAGCUGUUAUGAAAUCAAAAUUACAAAGUGUUUAUGCAAAACUUCAGAAAGAUGUUGCUUCUUAUCAGAUUUUAGUAGCAAACAUGAAUGCACUGUUUCAUAAUUUGAAAGAAUUAGAUAAUUUGAUUGAAAAGCUACAGUCAGAAUAUCGAACAACAGUACUUUCACAGGACGCUACUCAAGCAGAAAUUCAGCUUCAAAAGUUAGAUACUACACAUACUACAAUUACAGAAUUGUUCAAAAAAGUUGAAGAAGAAGCUAAAGAAUUGAUAAACAAGAUUUCUGAAUUAGAACCCUUUGAUGCUGCAAGAAAAGAUAAGGAAAAAAUAUUAUAUUUUAUUAAAACAUGUAAAGACCAAUUCACUGUAUUAUUAGAAGAACAGAAGAAGAAAAUGAAAGAUAAUCUUCAGAUGUGUCAUUUCAAUGCUGAAUUUAAAGAUAUUAAUCGCGAAAUCGAUGAUGUCCAGAAACAGUUGAAAUCAAUUGAAAAUAGUUUUAGAGAUUCUUUAGAUGCUGCCAAACAAGCACUUUGGACUUUUAGAGAUUUACAGAAAGGUGUUGAGCAUUUGGAUCAAAAAAUUAGAAUUUUUAUGGGAACUUUCAAAUAUAGCAAAUCAGAUAGUAUUCAAAGAGAAAUAGAAGCAUUAAGAAUAAAAUGGACUUCAAUUCAGGCAGAAAUAAGCAAAGUUCAUCAUCUUAUUAACAUAGCUAUAGAAUGUUUUCAGCUCAUAGAAGAAGCCAAAGACUGGUUUAAAGAAGGAAGUCAAUUGUUAGUUACUAUUGCGCGAAAAUCAUCAUUGUGUAAGACAACUAAUGAUGCAGAGAGAUUAUUAAAAGAAGUUGAAGAUUUUCUCUCAACAGGCAAAAUUAAACAAGAAGAAAGAUUUUAUAAAAUCUCAAUACUUGUUCUUCAAUUGUUUGAAGGAAAAACUCCUAGUAUAGUUCAGCAAUUGACAAUAAGAAGCAAAGACAUGAGCGAAUCAUUAGAAGUAAUUAAAAAAGAAUUAUAUAGUCUUAUUGAAAAUCUGAAGGCAGCUGAAGAAGAACAAGCAAAAGAAAAGAUUAUUAAAGACAUCAAGGCUGAAGCAUCAAGACAAUUUCAUUCAGAAUUUUCAACAAUUAUUCAUAAACCAAUUGAAAUUUCUGAAAAACAAGUCACAACAAUUCAUACAUCUUCUCCAAAAAUUAUUAGAAAGGAGAUAAUUGAAAGUCCAAAACUUCAAAGACGGACAAUUAAUGGAAAACCUCCCAUAUUCACAGUUCCCUUAAACGAUAGCCAAGUGCAAGAAGGAUCCAAAUUUGUAUUUUAUUGUCAAAUUGAAGCCGGCCAUAAUCCUAUAGUUAGAUGGUAUAAAAAUGAUAUGUUGAUUUAUAAUAAUCCUGACUAUGCAAUUGGUUUGGAAAACAAUAUUUGCACUUUAACUAUUGAAGAAACUUUACUUGAAGAUUCUGCAGUAUAUACAUGCAAAGUUGAAAAUGAAUUUGGUAAAGCAGAAAGUAGUGCCCAUUUACAUGUAAAAGAAACCAGACCUCGUAUUGAACCACCUCACUUUACUAAAGAAUUGGAACCUGGUAAAGUUAAAGAAAGAGAAUCAUUUAAAUUUACCUGUCAAGUCACUGGAAAUCCUUUACCGCUUGUCUCGUGGUAUAAGAAAGAUGUCUGUAUUGAUAGUUCACCUGAUUAUGUUAUCAUCUUUAAUAAUGGAUUUUGUCAGCUCCAUAUAAAAGAAGCCCAUCUAGAGGAUGAAGGAUGUUAUUCUUGUCGAGCAACAAAUAAAGCUGGACAAGCUGAAUGCAGUGCUACAUUAAAUAUCAUUUCUUUAUUUCCCAUUGAAGCUCCAGCAUUUUUAAUUCCGUUAUCAAAUGUCACAGUAAGAAGUGGUCAUAAUUUACAUUUAGAAUGUCAAAUUCGUGGCUAUCCAUCUCCAGUUCUAACAUGGUCUCAUAAUGGAGUAAUAUUAAAGGAAAAUAGCAAUACUAGGCUUCGUUUUGAUCAAAAUAAAGCAGUACUAGAGAAGCCAAUUGCUACUCUUAAAGAUUCUGGUACAUAUACUAUCACUGCUAGAAAUCUUGCAGGAGAAGCCAUUUCAUCUAGUUAUGUCUGCAUUAAAGAAAAAUUAAUAUUAGAAGCUUCUGAUUCAGAUGCAAUAUCUGAUACAGACAUUGUUAAACCAAUUAUCAAAGAAGCUUUGGAAAGUCAGCAAGUCUACGUAAAUGGUUGUAUUCAGUUGGAUUGUGUGAUUAUUGGAAAUCCAGAACCUGAAGUAAUCUGGUAUCAUAAUGGAAAACCAGUUAAAGAAUCUGAUAAACUGAAAUUGCUUUUUGAGGGUGACAGAUGCUCAUUAAUCCUCAAAGAUAUUAGUUUAAGUGAUGCUGGAAGUUAUAGAUGUGUAGCAAUUAAUCCUGCAGGAGAAGCAUCUAGUGAAUGCACCAUAUCAGUAAAAUCUGACUCACCAAGUCAUAAAAUUUAUAAAGAAUUUAGAGUGUUAGAAGAAAGAAUUACCUCUCCCAAAUUUGUACAACUUUUGGAAGACAUAACACUGUCAAAAGGGAAAAACAUGAAACUUCAAUGCAAAGUUAUUGGAGAAUCCGAGUUAACCAUCUUUUGGUAUAAGGAUGGGCAAAAAUUACACAAUUCUAGCAAAUAUAAAAUUGAUAAUGAUCAUAAAACUGGACAUCUUUCUUUGACAAUAUAUGAUGUUAAUCAGAGUGAUGAAGGAAAAUAUGUUGUUCAAGCAUUGAAUAAAUAUGGUGAAGCAAAAUGUUAUUGUUCCAUACUUGCAUCAUCUCCUAAAGUACCACAAAAACCUAUCGUUCCAGAGAUACCACCAAAAUUUCUUAUCUUACUUCGGAAUACUCAUGUCAUAAAGGGACAAGAAGCAAAAUUUGAUUGCUUAAUUAGUGGAACACCAAAACCUGCAGUAACAUGGUAUUUUGAAGACAAGCCACUCAGCAGAAGUGAAAGUUAUAUUAUUACUGAAGAUGGCCAUCGGCAGUCAUUAGUAGUUCUUAAUACUUCUGACAAAAACAGUGGAAGAUAUAGUGUAACAGCUGAAAAUAACAGUGGAAAAGCUACUUCUUCUGCAUAUUUAACUGUUGAAUCUCCCACCAAGUCAGUUUGGAAUGGCAUUGAAGAAAGAAAAACAAGUCAAAAAACAUUACUUUCUCAAAGCAAUUUUACUAACAGAACACUACAUCAAGAAAGCAAUUUGUUUGAACUUCAUCAAACUACUUCGGUAGGAUACCAUGAAGAAAUUCAAAAGGCAAAUUUUGAUGUUUCUAAACUCAAUCACACAGCAAUAAGUGCUACCGAAACUGCCACAGUUUCUUACGGUCUUUCUUCCAGAAGGAUUCCGCCAACGGUUUCUGUUAAACCGAGCAAAUCUCUUCCUCCAAAAUUUGUGAAACCGGUAGAAUGUGCAGUAGUAGAAGUGGGAGAAGAUAUCAUUCUACAAGGCCAAAUUGAAGGUUAUCCAGAGCCUAGUGUAACAUGGUCAUUAGGUGAUAAAGAAAUAUUCCCAAAAUCUGGAUUAUCUAUUUCAUUUUCUGAUAACGUAGCUGCAUUGAAAAUUUCAAAAGCAACAGAAAGAGACAGUGGUAGAUACACUUGUACAGCGUCUAAUUCGGCCGGUGUUGCGUCCAGCACUGCCGAUGUUAUUGUGAGACCUCACAGAAAUCCUCCAAAAUUCGUCCAUCCUCUUCAGCCAUGUCUCUUUAAAUCCGGAGAUCGCGUCCAACUGGACGUAGAAGUUAUGGGUACUCCACUUCCACAAGUAAAAUGGUAUCAUAAUGGAACUAUAAUAACAGAUUCUCUCUCAUUUUAUACAAUGUCUGAGGGUACCAAACAUUCUCUGGUGAUUCCAAAUGCAACAUCUGAUCAUUCUGGAAAGUUGACGGUAAAGGCAAUCAAUGCAGGAGGAGAAGCGCAAUGCACAGUUGAUCUGAUCCACGUUGACAAUGCAUCUCUGGUAGGAAAAGCCGUAUCCUACAGAGAGAUGUCCGUCGUCCAGCAAACCGAAAAAGUAACCUUAACUUCGGAAAAAUAACUCGAUUUAAAUUUUUGUAUAAACUUUUUUUUCCACACUAACAGUCUUCAUUAACUUGGGAACAGUUGGUGCUAUAUAUUUUUCUAAUGAUUAAUAUACAAAUUUGUUAUUUUUGUUAUAAAAUAAAGCGCUAUAAAGUAAGAUUCAUAUACAUACAAUUUCUAGUUGCAACGUUAAAAUGUAAAUUUAUGGAUAAAAAGAUAUCUUGCAAUGCCUGUUA
Centruroides sculpturatus (bark scorpion) is the source of this 5202-nucleotide messenger RNA. RefSeq names its product muscle M-line assembly protein unc-89-like. Gene Ontology annotation, cellular component: plasma membrane. The record is from RefSeq and is a predicted model, not a curated record. Gene Ontology annotation, biological process: homophilic cell-cell adhesion. NCBI's taxonomy places the organism in Eukaryota, Metazoa, Arthropoda, Arachnida, Scorpiones, Buthidae. The transcript is spliced from 29 exons. The coding region runs from base 150 to 4982 and encodes 1610 amino acids.